AUGUCUGGCUGCUAAGACGGCCCCUAAACAGCACGUCCUAUCUGAGCGACCACAGGGUCACAGUGGGCUACAAUCGUACUGUGCAGUUAUUGAAGUCUUUAAACUCAUUUCAAUAUGUCUACUGCAAUGAAUUUCGGCUCCAAAAGUUUUAAACCUCGAGCUCCUGACAAAGGCUCGUUUCCUCUGGAUCAUUUCGGAGAGUGUAAAGCCUUCAAAGACACGUUUAUGAAAUGCCUGCGAGACAACCACUUUGACAACUCCAAGUGCCGACUGCAGUCCAAAGACUAUCUGGAGUGCCGGAUGGACCAUCAGCUGAUGGCCAAGGAGCCUCUGGAGAAGCUAGGAUUCAGGGACCUGAUGGAUCCUCCUCCCAGCCAGGCGGACAAAGACUCUAAACCCUGAUCUGCUACACAUCAGCUGCUGUUUCCGGAGUGCACAUGUGGAAUCGCUCUGAGCUUCCUAUACCCAGCUGUUGGUGUGAAUAAGCUGCCGACACAUGUGCUCUUAAAGCAUAUGAAAGGCAAAGACUGCUGUGAGUGCGAAGCUGAGAAGAGUGAUUCAAAGAGUCUGAGAAUGCAGCUUCUGCAGGAGGCGGUUGUGAUUUAAUUUGUGGCCUUAGUUUGAGACUACGGGUUAGGGUUACUGUACAUAAAAUAUAAAUGUCUAAUAUAUAGAGAUGCGAUUUCAACAUGUCAAUAAAUGUUUUCUAUUUUAA
Molecule: messenger RNA, 715 nt
Organism: Acanthochromis polyacanthus (spiny chromis)
Lineage: Eukaryota; Metazoa; Chordata; Actinopteri; Pomacentridae
Gene: cox19
Product: cytochrome c oxidase assembly protein COX19
Exons: 3
Coding region: 115-402 (95 amino acids)
Biological process (GO): mitochondrial respiratory chain complex IV assembly
Cellular component (GO): mitochondrial intermembrane space
Source: RefSeq, a predicted model, not a curated record